AUGAAGGUUGUCACUAAAAUUUUUCUCGUCGUUAGCCUUGCCACAUGCAUCAUUUUCCUGUCAAUAUAUCAACCUGAAUAUUUCUGUGGGCUAGAGUACGAUGUUCGUGUCAUCAAUGGAUUCACAAACAACUCAUCACUGCCACUAGUCAUAUGGUGCUCGUCAAACAAUGAUGAUCUCGGUGGACGUGCCCUCCAGGAAGGUGAUGAUUUCGGUUGGAGGCUCAAGACCAACUUCUGGGGCACUACUCAUUUCUUGUGCACCAUGAAGUGGGACGCAGUGAGGAGAAAAUUUGAUGCCUUUAAGGUUCCAAGGGAUGUUCAGCGUUGCAGCCUUUUCAGGAAGUGCUCUUGGUUGGUGAGAGAGGAUGGGUUUUAUUUCAGUAAUGAUGAAGUAAACUGGAAGAAAGACUUCUCAUGGUUAUAA
This is a messenger RNA of Dovyalis caffra, 426 nucleotides long. Lineage: Eukaryota; Viridiplantae; Streptophyta; Magnoliopsida; Malpighiales; Salicaceae. The record is from the annotation of a GenBank genome assembly.